Colletotrichum phormii is the source of this 1730-nucleotide messenger RNA. RefSeq names its product mitochondrial ribosomal protein MRP51. The coding region runs from base 139 to 1512 and encodes 457 amino acids. Gene Ontology annotation, biological process: mitochondrial translational initiation. Lineage: Eukaryota; Fungi; Ascomycota; Sordariomycetes; Glomerellales; Glomerellaceae. The record is from RefSeq and is a predicted model, not a curated record. Gene Ontology annotation, molecular function: structural constituent of ribosome. The transcript has a single exon. Gene Ontology annotation, cellular component: mitochondrial small ribosomal subunit.
CUCUCAUCCAAUCAGGCAUCACCGGCUUCUUCCGUACUCCAAUUGAAAUUUCUCACGCAACGCUGCUCUCCCGUCACCAUUUCGCGAUACAUACGACUGACGACAACUAAGCUCAGUAGAGAGCUUUAGACAGCCGCCAUGUCUGCUCGAAUGUCGCCCGGAGGGACGCUACUGAGAUCAUCUCGGAUGUUCUCUGUGCCCAAGCCGCUCCCACAACCUGGAGGCCAAGCAGCUGCCAUCGCUCGAUACGCAUCCCCGACAGCGACCGCGCCUUAUCCCACGCACCAAUCCAUCACCACCACCGAAUCCUCGAGGGCCCUUGGUGAUUGGGGCCUCAAGCGCUCCCUGCCUCUUCGAUCCACGACCAAGUCAUCGACUCCCGUUAUCCGCAUCAAGGACAUUGACUGCUUCGAGAACGUCACCGACUACACCUCCGCCGCAGACCAUACCUUGUCUCUUCAGAAGUUCCACGAGCUCAACCUGCCCGUCUCACUACCUGGCACCAACCGGUCGCGUCUUGGUGGCAUCCACGGUGGAGCUAAAUCUGUAUUCGAAGACGAUGGCGACUUCACCACAGCCAAGCGUGACGGCGUAAACGAGGAGAAGAGGUGGAAGUUCCAGGGCCCCUGGUUGGCUGGCCUUACCGAAGGCGAGUUCAACGCAUACCUGCGCAAGGCUGUCCGCAACAAGCGCGCAUCAUUCCGCGGCUUCUUACGGAAGCGUAUCGCAUCCGAGGAAACGACCAAGCAGCAUCAGAAAGCCUUGGAGGCUGGAGAAACUGCGCCCAAAGCCGUUAGUGCUGGCGACGUCACCGAAGAGCAACUUACAGAGUAUAUUCGCAAGUUGCGUAACGACCGCAUCACCUUGUACUCGCUUGUUGGCGAAUUCUUGGACCUCGCUCCCCUGAACCCGCCCAGCUCUUUGGCCGACUUCAGCAGGUCGACGGAGAAGACCAAGCGCCCUAGCUUGUACGCUGAGCAUGGCCCGCCGGCAUCUCACCCCUCUGGUGGUAUCUCAUACCUCCGUACAUCCAACUUCGCCGAGAACCACCCAGUAUACGGACCUCAGGCGCAACACACCCCCGUCCUGGCACGAAUCGUUGCCCCGAGAUCAGGAGCCAACAGCGCCAAGCUGGGUGUCGGUGGUUUCAUCACGGAUGUUCCCCAGGGCGACACGGCUUUCAACCACAGGGCUUUCGUUGGACGCAACAACAAGAUUGCUGGCGUCGUCACUUUCGAUCCCGAUAUCAAGGGAGGUGCCAAGGCCUACGUUUCGCCUUCCUCAGCUCGCGUAGACUCAGACGGCUCUAUCCAAAUCACCGUCAAUGAGGCCAAUGAGGAGGCUCAGCUCAUUCUGAGGGAGUUGGUUGGAAAGGCCAAGAUCUACAACGACAAGACCGAGGUAGAGGCGCCCGCACCCGCCCGCAGAUUCAUCCGAAAUGUGCGAUUGGACAACAAAGAACCCGGGACCAGCGCGGUGGGUAGCUCCAAGAGCUAUGGUCUUGACUCUUGAGGAUGGUGAAGAUGGUGUUGGAAGCGCUUCCAGUCACAAGACUAGGCGCGAAUGAGCCUCAGACAGCGAAGCAUGGAAGUUUGUGGCAUUAAGAACCCAUCUGUGUAUGGCGUUGGCAUUUGAGCCGAGUGUUCUAUGUAUGGUAUUGUAAAAUAAGAAGAAUACAACGCAAAUUUCGAACGCUGUUUUGGCCGUCUAUGAUCGCCAAGGGACUGUCG